Eriocheir sinensis (Chinese mitten crab) is the source of this 3607-nucleotide messenger RNA. Its product is annotated as BCL-6 corepressor-like protein 1. Lineage: Eukaryota; Metazoa; Arthropoda; Malacostraca; Decapoda; Varunidae. The record is from RefSeq and is a predicted model, not a curated record. Bases 1 to 942 code for a protein of 313 amino acids. The transcript has 2 exons.
AUGCUUUCCUCUUACACACCUUUCCUCUCUCCUUUCCUCCUUUCCUUCCUUUCCUCACCUCUUGUCCUACUCUUACCAACUUCUCUUUCCUCCCUCCUUUGUGGCCCAUCUCCCCUCUUCUUUCACCCCCUUCCUCACCUUAUGCUUCCUCUUACACACCUUUCCUCUUUCUCCCUCUUUCUUCCCUUCUUUUUGUUCCACGUUUCCUCUUUCUCCUCCUCCUCUUCCCUCUUUCCCUCCCUCCCUCCCUCCCCCAUAACACAUAACUUACCUUCCUCUCCUUCUAUACCUUAUUUUCCUCUCCAAUCGCUUGCUCUCAUUUAUUUUUACUUUCCCCCCUCCUCCCUUACCCCUCAUGUCCUCCUCCCCAUCGUAUGUUUCUCCCCCCACCCCCACCCCCACCCCGUCUUCUUUCAUACCAGCCUCCAUUUCUCAAUAGCUGGCCUCGCUCCCUCAUUCCCUCCGUCUCCUCCUCCUAUAAUUUUUCCCUCCCGCAUUUGCUGCCUCUUUGCUCAUUGCCUUUCCUCCCCUCCUCCCCUUCUGUACCACUACUUGCUGCUCUCCCUUUGCUCUACUUCCCUUUCCCAUCACCCCACUUCCCUUCUUCACCCCGCCACCUGCUCCCCUCAUUCUCCCUCACCCCUAACGUGUACCCUCAUUGCCUUCCUUUUCCUACUCCCCUAUUGCCUCACUAGUUGGUCCCCUUCCUUGCUACCUUCCUCUCCCCUCCCUUACAUCUCACCUCCCGCCACUUCCCUUAAUCUUUCCUCGCCUCACACGUUUACCCUCUUACCUGUGUGUCACCUGCCCCUCUCACUUUCUACCUGGCUGUUGCUCCUCUUCUCCCCCCCCCCCCUUCUCCCUCUGACUCUCACCCCUUCCAUCCCCAGGUUCCUCCUUCCUGUCUUGCUCUUUGGCUGCCCUCUCUCACCUCUCACGUGAUGCCCCUUCCCCCACCUUCUCUCUCUCUCUCUCUCUCUCUCUCUCUCUCUCUCUCUCGCAAGUCUUCAUUAAUGUGGUUUAGGUCUAAGUUAAGAUUCAUCACCAUUAUCAACUUUAACGACAAAAAGAAGUCUAAUAAUAAUGACAACACAAAAAACAGCAACAACUUACCCUCUUCACCUCCAACUUCACCCCAACUUGCCUCCCUUCCUCCCUCCCUUCCUCCCUCCCUCACCUUGCCUUCCGCCAAUCUUCCCUCCUACACGAAACAUUCAAAUCUAACGUACCUUCUCUUUUUUUCUUUUCUUUACCCUCCUCUUACGUUUCCUGUUUUACCUCUCUCCCCGCGGCUUCUUACUCUCCUGAGGCGCCUAGUCUUGGAGGGAGGGAAGGAGAGGAGGGAGAGGUGAAAGGUGAGUGGAGAUUGGAGGAAAGCGAGGGAGAGAGCAUUGAAGCAAGGGAGAAUGUUGAGAGAGAAAGUAAGAAAGACAAACUUUAGAGUGAGAGGAAAGAAAGAGGAAGGGGUGAGGGUGAGAGGGAAAGUAAGAAGGCCAACAGUUGGAGGGAGAGGAAAAGAGGAGGAAGAGGUGAAGGAAAGGAAGGAGGGUGAAAGGGAAAGUGAAAGGGAGGGGGCAUCUUAAUAAGGGAAAUACGAACAGGAAAGUGGAGAGAGGGAGGUGGAACAGUAUGAGGGAAGAAACAGGGGACCGUGGAAGGGAAAGUAAAGAUAGGAAGAGGAAGGAGUGAAAUAAGAGAGGGAGAGAGAUAAAGAGAGUGGGGAAGAGGGGUGGUAUUGUUUGUUAUUCUUCCUCCCCUUCAACUCUCUCCUCACCGGGGAUGUGGGCGUUACUAAGGGCAGCAGGAUCAUGGCUGGAGAACGGAGGAAGGGGGAGGAGGAAGAGGAAGAGGGAGGUAUAUAACGGCUGGAGCUUAGUCGGAAGAAGGGCAGGAGGUGGAAUAAAGGGCAGCGUACGAAGGGGUAAAAAGGCUAGACGUUACUGCCUCAAGACCAAACAUUGUGUCCCUGCCUUGAUGUCUGUGGGUGAGGCGUGGAAAAGGCCGGAAGAUUGGGGUGCGAGCAUGCUAGAUUAUGUAGGGGUAGGAGGUUGAUAAGAAGCCAGAGGAACGGGGUGGGGGUGGGGUGGGGGGGAGCUUGCUGGGUUACGUAGAAGCAGUGGGGAGGUUGAGAACAGGCACAGUAGACAUCUUGAGGUGUAGAAAGGAGCUGGCAGACUGGAUACCUUUAAGGGACUGAGGACAUAUAUAGGCAGAGGGUAAACAGGUAAAAGAAAUCCUGAUACCUUAUAAUGAGAGUUCCUGCUUUAAUGGUGUCAUGCUUUCGUUUUUGCCUGACUGGUAUUUGAUUAGGGAGAAGUGAGAGUGUGAGUGAGAGUGUACCUUAACCCUUACUCCUCGUGCUACUACUGCUGAUUCCUGCCGCGUGGUGACCGCCCGGGGCACUUCCUGUAGGACACUGGGCGGGGCGGGGGCUGGGAGGGUAAGGGACGGCCAGACGAUGGGUUGGGGAGAAUGGUUACGUUGGUUGAAUAGUGGAACGGCUGGUCACCAAAGUAUAACUCGUGUGUGUGUGUGUGUGUGUGUGUGUGUGUGUGUGUGUGUGUGUGUGGGAGGGAGGGAGCGUGAUUCAUGGCGGUGUGCUUUAAAAGGAGUAAUGAGGUCCAUCAGUGUUUGUUGGUUUUUGUUUUGUCCAGUCAUGUUUGUUUACUCUGGGGUGGUGCUGAAAGGCAGGGGCUGUGGAGUGCUGACCUUGGGGGCUGGGGACGAGGAGAAAUCACUAGCUGUUGGUAAGGAAAUGUCAAAAAAUGGGUCACUUGGGAACUAAGGGAAGGCGAGGCUUUGACAUGGGGAGCUGAAGGAAUCAUUUUGGUGUGGACAUGAAGUGUUGACCUGGUGGCUAGGGACGAGAAAUCACUAACUGUCGGUAAGAAAACGUCAAGAAUGCGGCACUUUGGGAUUUGGGGAAGCGAGGCACUGACAUGGGGAUCUGAAGGGAUUGUUUUGGCUUGGGUCAGGCGCGACAGUGACCUGGGGUGUGGAGUCCUAGGAUAUGGUCAUCUGGGGACACCUUGAACCUCCCCGCGCUACCUGGGGGUCGUGGGGGGACGGAUAUUCUUAUUUUAGACGGGAAGCCAACUAGGUGACGUCACUUCUUCUCUGUACGGAGGGAGGAGAAGGGGAGGGGUGCCAGCCUCUCCAGUACCUCUCUCCCUGUCUCGCCCUCUCCUCCCUUUAGCUUCACCGUCGCAUUUGUGUGUCGUGUCAUGGGACAUCUUUUAUCGCGGUAUUUCCCCGGAUUAGUGCCUUAUAUAAUUAGACGAAACUGAGAAAGCUAAAUUUAAAAGAAAAAAUAAACAAAAUUGAAACAAGUGAACAUCAUAAAAAAGUGAACCAUACAAAAAGUGAAAAAAAGAGGAAAUAAGUGAAUAAGAGAGCGAGCCACUUGUGAGGUUAGCGUGAGUUAGCUUUACCAAGUGGCGGAGUGAGGGAGUGUAUAGCAUGCCCCCCGUGGCCCAGACCCCCGGAGUGGUGCCCCCCCACGCCCCAGCCACCAUGGACGACCCCCACCACACCGCCGCCGCCACGACCCCCGCCCACGCCAAUGGUGAGUGUGUGUGUGUGUGUGUGUGUGUGUGUGUGUGUGUGU